AUGCUAGCAACAGCAUCACUCGCCCUUCUGAUCCUCACUCUGAGCCUGCUUCUCAGCUCAGCAAAGGCACAAACCAUCUCCCGACCCCCCAACUCACUUCCAGUCCAAUCAGCCUCCGAUGACCCGCAGAUCACAGGUUCCUCGUACUCUGCAGCCAUCUGCACCCUCUCCGCUAUUCUAGCCACCGAGUCAGCGGGCGGUCAUGGAAUCGGGCCCCUCACUGUGCGACCAGAUUGCAUGUCGAUGGCCCUGCAACCUCACUCCACCGUCUCGGUCAAUGGUCAAACACUUCCCUCAUCUGGGAUUGUGACGAUCUUCGAACCCUCGGGCGUGUCCAUCUCAUCAGCACAGCCUACGACUGUUCCAAUCGCAUCAGGAAGCUCGUCGAGUGUUGUGGCAAGCAGCAGUUCGGCAGCGCCUCCGAGACAAGCCAAUGCAGGAACAGCGCAGAGGAAGCCUCCCUCGGCGGCGGGAUGGAUCUCUAGACAGAACAUCGGAGUGUUGCUCUUCACAACGUUUGCGCUCCUAGCUGGCGUGACAUACUUCCUGGACGAGCUGAUGACUUUGCUCGUCUGA
Messenger RNA from Ustilago hordei, 576 nucleotides. RefSeq lists its product as uncharacterized. The transcript has a single exon. The coding region runs from base 1 to 576 and encodes 191 amino acids. Lineage: Eukaryota; Fungi; Basidiomycota; Ustilaginomycetes; Ustilaginales; Ustilaginaceae. The record is from RefSeq and is a predicted model, not a curated record.